AAGCAAAUCCCAAAAAUGAACCCGAAUAAUUUGCAGCACACGCAAGCCCAUUCAAAUAACGACGAUUGCAACCAGCAUGAGGAAUGCCUGUCCUGCCAGCCACCCAAUCCACAAACUACCAGCAAAGACACACAGACAAGCAGCAGCCUAGCCCAUGGGUCAAGCCUACAGAAUGCCCGAAACGAGUUGCAGCUGCUUCAAAUCCAAAAUUUAGAAAUUAGAUUCAAAGAGUUCCGUCAACGCCGCGAGUGUCAUGUGGCCAAAGUGGCUGCGUUUAAGGAGCAAUUGGAUACAGACUGGAGACUUGUUUGUGAAUUACUAAAGGAAUAUAACGACGGAUGUGAAAUGGAAUAA
This is a messenger RNA of Drosophila subobscura, 354 nucleotides long. RefSeq lists its product as uncharacterized. The transcript is spliced from 2 exons. NCBI's taxonomy places the organism in Eukaryota, Metazoa, Arthropoda, Insecta, Diptera, Drosophilidae. The record is from RefSeq and is a predicted model, not a curated record. Bases 16 to 354 code for a protein of 112 amino acids.